Messenger RNA from Penicillium oxalicum, 276 nucleotides. RefSeq lists its product as uncharacterized. The coding region runs from base 1 to 276 and encodes 91 amino acids. The transcript has a single exon. NCBI's taxonomy places the organism in Eukaryota, Fungi, Ascomycota, Eurotiomycetes, Eurotiales, Aspergillaceae. The record is from RefSeq and is a predicted model, not a curated record.
AUGAGUGUCAAGACUGUACUCGACAAACGAAUCGAUCUGGAAAAUGCCCCUGUUGCCUUGGGCGCAAUGAUUCACCGGUCGGGGCGCGGUCAAAGUGGGGACCAACGCGGGAAAAGACCAGGCACAAGACUCAAAACGAGAGGUGUUGCUGAAAGCAAAGGGUUCCUUCUCAAGACAAGUGUAGUGGUUGAGAAGAAGAAACAAUGGACGAGACAAACAGACCUGAGACUUGGGGGAAGCUGGCAGGCGGUGCAGUCUCAGGAAUGGCGAGAAUGA